GUGAAGGGACCAGGGGUUGGCCUGCUCGGUUACUCCAAAGGAGCUGAUCUGUCUCUCGCCAUGGCUGCCUUUCUGAAGAACAUCACAGCUGUUGCUUCCCUCAGUGGCGCUGUAGCCAAUACAGUUAUCCCUCUCUGCUACAAGGAUAAAACCAUCCCCCCUUUGCCCAUCAAUGAACAACAGCUCAAGGUCAUUGAUUCCAAUAUUCUUGAUUGUUCUGACAUGCUUUUUGACCCCUUCCAAGUCUCUGGCAACCGAAGCCUGAUCCCACUAGAGAAAGCUGAGGCACAGCUAGUAUUCAUCACGGGCCAGGAUGAUCACAUUAUUGAAUCUGAGUAUUACGCUACUGAAGCCUGCAAGCUUUUGCAGGCUCAAGGGAAGGAAAAUUUUCAGAUUCUGUCUUACCCUGGAACAGGGCACUGCAUUGACCCUCCCUUUUUCCCUCUGUACACCAUAGGAAAGCACCCCGUUUUUCACAAGUGGGCAGUCCUGGGUGGGGAGCUCAGGGCUUAUUCUAAAGCUCAGGCUCAUGCUUGGCCACAGAUCCAGGCUUUUUUCAACAAAUACUUAAAUGACAACUCAUGUGCAAGAAAGACACAGCUUUAA
This is a messenger RNA of Phaethon lepturus (White-tailed tropicbird), 606 nucleotides long. Its product is annotated as putative acyl-coenzyme A thioesterase 6. NCBI's taxonomy places the organism in Eukaryota, Metazoa, Chordata, Aves, Phaethontiformes, Phaethontidae. Gene Ontology annotation, biological process: acyl-CoA metabolic process; fatty acid metabolic process. The transcript has a single exon. The annotation marks the transcript as partial. Gene Ontology annotation, molecular function: fatty acyl-CoA hydrolase activity. The record is from RefSeq and is a predicted model, not a curated record.